AUGUGGGACCCAGAAUACCCCCACGUGUCGAAGAGUGAAAGUGGUGCCCCACCUGUUGACGAAACAGAGUGCGACACGUAUCCCUCAUGGACUCUCCCACCACGAGGGACCACUUUGGAAAGGCCGGCUCGAGAUCGGUGUGUAAACGGUCCCGUAGGGUCCACCCAUUGCCCUCACACUCCUACCUUUGGGGCCCGCACCCACCCUCACAUGACCACCUCAGUAGGUGGGCCCCAUCUUCACCAACAAACAAAUUAA
Molecule: messenger RNA, 258 nt
Organism: Sphenostylis stenocarpa
Lineage: Eukaryota; Viridiplantae; Streptophyta; Magnoliopsida; Fabales; Fabaceae
Source: the annotation of a GenBank genome assembly